UUUGGGAGAGACACGUGUUGAUAUCUUGUUCCAAGCUUAUCAAACUUAUUUUAGUCAAGCUAAAUCUUAUAUUACUAAUAAAGGUAAAAUAAAUAUUGUUAAUUUCCUUAAAUUUUUCGAGCAUCUAAAGUCGAAGCCUGAUCGUUCAAGGAGAAGUUUUGAUCUUACAUUUGAGGAAAAAAAUAUUACAGAAAUAGCAAAGAGAGCAAAUGAUUAUAUAAAGACAAUUUGUUGGGUAUUUCAAUACUAUAAUGGUGAUUGUCCAAGUUGGAGACAUUUCUAUCCACACCAUAGACCACCAACCGUUCUGGACAUAUUAAAGCAUGUGAAAGCGGCAAAUUUUGAUCAAACUUUCAUCCCAGACACCCCGAUACGACCUUUCGAACAAUUAAUGUGCAUACUUCCACCUAAAUGUAAUUAUCUUGUUCCAGAACCUUUCCGACCUUUAUUUACUGAUCCACAGUCUCCAAUUUAUGAAUUCUUCCCGAAAAAAUUCAAGAUAUCUAAUAACAAGGCUAUCUUGCCAUUUGUUGAUGAAGCGCGUUUGAUGCAAGCCAUGGCACCAGGAUAUGCACUAUUAAAAAAAGAAGAUAUCGAAAGAAAUUCUAUAAAUGGAAGAGUUCAUAUCUAUGCUGGAUGUCAGUCAUCAACUUAUGCGACCCUAUUUCCUCUAUGUACAAGUAAAGGUGGUAGGUCUGCUUUCCCCGUAACUUCGAUAGUAUUUGGUCAAUUUUCAUAUUGUGGGCCAAUGUUAAAGUUCAUCAAGGCACCUGUUGAUGAAUUUAACAAAAUAAAUCAUAACUUGGUUGCUACUGCAGAGUAUCAAUUACCAGGUAAGUUACCAGAAACAACUAACUGUGCGACAUUAAGUCAAUUAAUGAGUGCCACCAACAAUUUACAACCAAAUAUGCCAUCAUCCUCGUACCAGCGAAGACAAGCCCGCACUACUAAACCAUACAAGCGAAGAAUUACAUAUACUAGCUAA
Molecule: messenger RNA, 985 nt
Organism: Racocetra persica
Lineage: Eukaryota; Fungi; Glomeromycota; Glomeromycetes; Diversisporales; Gigasporaceae
Source: the annotation of a GenBank genome assembly